AGGGUUAAAACAGGCAAAACGGCCAAAAGUUCUAGGGUUUAUGAGUGUUGGUGGCCCCGUAAGGCUGGGCUUAGGAAGCUUGUGAAAACUCCACCAUUCUUAAUAGCGGUUAAAGCUGAGAUAUUUGUUGCUGGGUUUGGAUUGAACUUCUCUACUGAGUGAGAUGGGGGCCAAGGCAAAGAAAGCUAUGAAGAAGAAUUUGAAGAAGGCUUCUUCUCAGUUAGUGGCUUCUGCUCGUAAAACCGAAGCUGCUGAUUUUUUGCCACUAGAAGGUGGUCCUGGGCGCAAACUUCACGAGCAAAAACCAAUUGAGGAUAAAGCUACCGUUCUGUACAUUGGUCGGGUGCCACAUGGGUUCUAUGAAAAGGAAAUGGAAGGUUUCUUUACACAAUUUGGUAAAGUCAAAAGAUUAAGAAUUGCACGUAAUAAAAAGACAGGAAAGUCAAAGCAUUUUGGCUUCAUCGAGUUUGAGUCUCCCGAGGUAGCAAAAAUUGUAGCUGAUUGUAUGCAUAAUCAACUAUUGUUCGAGCAUCUUUUGCAAGUCUAUCUUAUUCCUCCAGAGCAUGUUCAUCCGAAAUUAUGGAGGGGUUUUAACUACCGAUACAAGCCAGUUGACUGUGUUCAAAUUGAGCGUAAGCGGCAAAACAAGGAAAGAACAUUAAAAGAGCACACGAAGUUGGUGGAAAAGAUUAUAAAGCGAGAUCUGAAAAGGAAAACAAAAAUAGAGGCCGCUGGUAUUGAAUAUGAAUGCCCAGAAAUUGUGGGUAGCGUCCAGCCUGCUCCAAAGAAGAUAAAAUUUGAUGAUGAAUAGUUAUUUAUUUGAUUAGGACAAGGAGAGAAGUUCACAAUUGGAGUUUCAUGAAGAUCAGAAGAGUUGAUGUUUAUGUCCUAUUGAAGAGGCUUUCACAGCACCUUCCUCAGCCUUGGGUCCUGGAUAAAUCCUUUGAAGUCCAUUUUUGUGACCUUUGUUGAUGUCAUCAUGUUUUGGCGGUUGACUAAUCUAGUAGUUUAAGGUAGACUGGAUGUAGAAUAUGUUACUUCUUUAUGAAAUUUCCGUUCUGUUGAUUUACGGCCAGUUCUUUUGUUUCUUUAAGGCUCCAAAACAACUUCAGCAAUGUAAUAUCCCAAGAAACUGGUCGAUUGUCCAGGUUGCAAAGAUUACCUCGAAAUCCUGUUGCUUGAACCUUAUAAACUUUGUCUUGGUACUUGGCUUC
This is a messenger RNA of Alnus glutinosa, 1214 nucleotides long. RefSeq lists its product as uncharacterized. The record is from RefSeq and is a predicted model, not a curated record. Gene Ontology annotation, biological process: maturation of LSU-rRNA from tricistronic rRNA transcript (SSU-rRNA, 5.8S rRNA, LSU-rRNA). NCBI's taxonomy places the organism in Eukaryota, Viridiplantae, Streptophyta, Magnoliopsida, Fagales, Betulaceae. The coding region runs from base 164 to 811 and encodes 215 amino acids. Gene Ontology annotation, cellular component: nucleolus. Gene Ontology annotation, molecular function: RNA binding. The transcript is spliced from 10 exons.